AGUGCGGCAACACUGCUACAAAUACAUCAACACAUCAACAAAAUAGUUCGUGUCAUGAGAUAUAACAUAAAAGUUAAAAAUGGAAGCUUGUUUAGCAGUAGAGAAAGAAAUAGAUAAAGUCCUUUCAAAAUUUGGAGGAAUAAAUGAGCAUGCGAAAAGAGUUUUAUCGGAUUUAGUGAAUCAAAUACAAAAUCUAAAAGAAGAAUAUGAUAACACUGAUGGUGACUAUGUCUUGAGCAGUGUACAGCGUGACAUAUUGAAACAAAGUAUGGGUAAAAUCAAAGAUACAGUGUCAAAGAUAGCAACUGAUCAUAGAGAUUUACAUAGCACAGUCUCAAAAGUUGGAAAAGCUAUAGAUCGCAACUUCGUGUCUGAUUUUGCUGCUACAACUCGCGAGGACAGUCUCACCAGCCCUGAAAAAUUACAAUUGAUCAACAAAAUCAUAUGCCAACAUUUGUACCGUCAAGGAAUGCAGGAUGUUGCUGAUGAAUUAGCUAAAGAAUGUGAAGUGAUGCCUGAAGCACAUGAAAAAGAACCUUUGAAUGAAGUAAACCACAUACUGGAACGAUUGAAAGUUAAAGAUUUGGAGCCAGCUCUUGCGUGGGCUGUUGUACAUCGAGAUAAUUUAGAAGCACAAAACUCUCCUCUGGAAUUCAUGUUACAUCGCUUGAAGUUCAUUGAGCUACUCCGUAAAGGAGUUUCUCAUCAAACAGAUGCUAUAUCAUAUGCUAGAACACAUUUCAGGAAGUUUGUACACAGACACGAAAAAGAUAUUCAAACCAUGAUGGGCAUGCUGUUGUACAUACCCAACGGAAUCAAUUCUUCUCCUUAUAGUUGUUUACUUGACUCUGAAAUGUGGAUUGAAAUUCAUGAGUUAUUCAUCAGAGAAGCAUGUCAGUUAUUAGGUGUUUGUGUGAAUAGCCCUCUAACCACUUGCAUAAAUGCAGGGUGCACAGCCGUACCAGCCUUGCUCAAUAUCAAACAUGUCAUGAUGCAACGACAGGUCACUGGAAUAUGGAAUGGAAGAGAAGAAUUACCGAUUGAAAUUGAUUUGGGAAGCGAAGCCAGAUAUCAUUCAGUAUUUGCCUGCCCAAUUCUGAGACAGCAGUCCACAAAAUUCAACCCCCCUAUGAGACUGGUGUGUGGGCACGUAAUAUCAAGAGAUGCUCUCAAUAAACUUUGUAGUGGAAAUAAAAUGAAAUGUCCGUAUUGUCCCAUGGAGCAGACUCCGGCAGAUGCUAGACUUAUAUUUUUCUAACAAUUUCAUUAUCCUGUGGUGGUAUCUCAUGUUUCAGUAUAAAAAUAUUAUUUAAUUAUUUAUAAUUAUAAUUUGUUGUUUAGAUUUGUGAAUAAUAGAAUUUAGGCGUACUUGAAUUUGAUUUUAUAACAUUUGUGAUCUUUCCAGCUAGAAAAGAAUAAAGUUGACUUUUUUACUGAA
Leptinotarsa decemlineata (Colorado potato beetle) is the source of this 1438-nucleotide messenger RNA. RefSeq names its product required for meiotic nuclear division 5 protein souji (gene Sou). Gene Ontology annotation, biological process: proteasome-mediated ubiquitin-dependent protein catabolic process. NCBI's taxonomy places the organism in Eukaryota, Metazoa, Arthropoda, Insecta, Coleoptera, Chrysomelidae. The record is from RefSeq and is a predicted model, not a curated record. Gene Ontology annotation, cellular component: cytoplasm; GID complex; nucleus. Gene Ontology annotation, molecular function: protein binding; ubiquitin protein ligase activity.